Dioscorea cayenensis subsp. rotundata (Guinea yam) is the source of this 654-nucleotide messenger RNA. Its product is annotated as immediate early response 3-interacting protein 1-like. The coding region runs from base 249 to 485 and encodes 78 amino acids. Lineage: Eukaryota; Viridiplantae; Streptophyta; Magnoliopsida; Dioscoreales; Dioscoreaceae. The record is from RefSeq and is a predicted model, not a curated record. Gene Ontology annotation, cellular component: Golgi membrane; endoplasmic reticulum membrane; COPII-coated ER to Golgi transport vesicle. The transcript has 3 exons. Gene Ontology annotation, biological process: endoplasmic reticulum to Golgi vesicle-mediated transport.
CGGGUCCGAAAAAGAAGAUCCAUUUCCCACACAAAGCAAGCUAGGUCGGUCUCGCGGUCUCGUGUUCGUUCUCAUCUAUCGAUUUCCAUCUCUCACGUCUUCUCGCCGGCGGCCAGAUCCGAGACCGCUUGUCACCGGAAUCUGUCCCCAAUCCUCAGCGAUCACUGGAUCCCAAGACUCAUCCUCGGAGGACACCGGAUCCCUAACCUCUCAGCCGUCGCCCUUCCUCUCCUUCACCCUUUCGAGGAAUGGGUCUGUGGACAUUUCUUGAGGGUGUUCUGCUCAUUGCAAACGCGUUAGCAAUUCUAAAUGAAGACCGCUUUCUUGCUCCAAGAGGUUGGAGUUUCUCUGAGGUUUCAGGUGGUGGUCGAGCGAAAUCACUUAAAGGGCAGGUCAUAGGUCUCAUUUAUGCAACUCAAUAUCUGAGGGUGCCACUGAUAGUUCUGAAUGCUAUUACCAUUGUGGUAAAGCUGAUUUCAGGCUAAUGAUAAGAGGUUUGCAGAUGAGAAAUCAAUUUGGAAUGCAUCUAAUCAAUCAUCAUAAUCAUCAUGUUAUAUGACUCUAAUGCUCUUCACUUGUAUGAAAAACUCACUUUUUCUUGUCUUUAGAAUGAGCUAAGUAUGCAUGCAGUUUGUGUUUGAGAUUACAGUCCCA